Aspergillus aculeatinus CBS 121060 is the source of this 897-nucleotide messenger RNA. RefSeq lists its product as uncharacterized. The transcript is spliced from 3 exons. The coding region runs from base 1 to 897 and encodes 298 amino acids. The record is from RefSeq and is a predicted model, not a curated record. NCBI's taxonomy places the organism in Eukaryota, Fungi, Ascomycota, Eurotiomycetes, Eurotiales, Aspergillaceae.
AUGGAUGUGCUGGCUACGACACAGCCAUUUUCUGUAAACCUAGCACCGUCACCAACUCAGCUGGAAGCGGCUGUCAGGAGACUGCUCGACGCGAGAUUCUCAACCACAACAUACCGGCUCAGACACACGGAGCUCUCGACCUUUUUAGCCUUACUUCUCCGGGUGAGGGUUUCGAAUGUCAAAUGGGGCAGGGAUCAUUACUUUGGGUCAUUCGCGGACGAGGAUCCGGCGGAUGAGGUGUUGGCUAACGCGAUGGCUGCAAGACUGAUCGGCAGUAAUAAGGCAGACUUUGACAAGGCUUUAGAACUGACGAUGGAUGCAUUGCCAAAUCUUGUGCCACGUUUCCAUCAACUAUGGACAACUCUUUUCCAGCCUCCAAUGUCGGAUUUUGACGUGGAACUCGAACCAAAAGAUGAAAAUAUGUUAUCGCGUUACUUGGCCGCCGCUUCAUUGUUCGUGCCUUUGCCUGAGGCAUUGACACCCGCUGGUUUGCGAGAUAGACACAUCAGUCAUAAUAAAGUCGGAGCGACUCAAGAUGAACCUAUUCUAUCAUUGCCGAGUCUCGUCCACCACCUCCAGAAUAUGCCAGAUUCCCACCUCAUCCUGGCCACGAAUCUUCACGAUCCCCAUGCUCCAGCAACCGUAAUAGGAAGCUUCAUUCCUAGUCUAUUAUGUGCAAUGUCCGACAGCAGCAGCGGAACCCGAAGCCGCAAGACUGGAGACGCACACCUCCUCUUCCAGCUACAGCUGGACUUCCGACUGAUCCGAUGGGAAGGACCUCACACACUUCUGAAGACCUUGAUCAAGACCAAUUACGAACUUGCCUCUCUCCACGCCGUGGAUGCAGAGAGCGGGCAACAGACAAGGGAGUUCGGUGUCAUUGCAUGGCUCAAAUGA